Neodiprion fabricii is the source of this 1161-nucleotide messenger RNA. Its product is annotated as jerky protein homolog-like. Gene Ontology annotation, molecular function: DNA binding. Lineage: Eukaryota; Metazoa; Arthropoda; Insecta; Hymenoptera; Diprionidae. Gene Ontology annotation, cellular component: nucleus. The transcript is spliced from 3 exons. Bases 1 to 1161 code for a protein of 386 amino acids. The record is from RefSeq and is a predicted model, not a curated record.
AUGACCGAAACGUUGAAAAAGCGUAAGAGAUCAGACUGCAGUGUACAAGUCGAAGAGAAUGUUACGGAAUCUCCGCCACAAAGUGAUAUUAAUUUAAACAAAGAGGUUGCUGUGACCAAACGGGAGAAACUAUCAGCCGAUGUGGAAGCAGCUAAUGUGUAUAAAGCAGAAUUUGCUGAAAUGGUGGCUACAAAAAAACUUGAAAGGUCCCAAGUUUUCAAUAUGGACGAGAGUGGGCUAGUUUAUAAAAGUACCCCCAAGAGGACAUUUGUUGCAGCUGAUCAGGCACAAGCUGCUGGUGGGAAAAAACAGUUGGAACGGGUUACUAUAGCCACGUGUUCUAAUGCCGAUGGCUCUUUCAUGUUGCCUCUAAUCUUGAUUGGAAAAUCAAAAAAUCCACGCUGUCUGAGGAACGUGAAUAAGGAUGAAUUGCCAGUUUGGUACCGCAGUCAGACAAACGCGUGGAUAAAUAAAGAGAUUUUUGAGGAAUGGUUCACAGAUGUUUUUGUUCCAAAAGUUGAAAGUUUUCUCAACUCCAAGAACUUACCAAAGACGGCAGUAGUUCUCGUCGACAAUUGUCGAUCUCAUCGAUACGUAAAAAUUAACGACAUUGAAGUAAAUUUUUUUCCGCCAAAUGUCACCUCUCUCAUUCAGCCUAUGGACCAAGGCAUUAUCCAAACCGUCAAAUUACAUUACGAGAUUAACCUCGUAAAUGCAAUCGUUGAGGCUCAAAAUGAAAACGUGACGCUGAUCGAGUUUUGGAAGACAAUUGACGUGCACAAAGUGAUUUUCUGGGUUGCUGAUGCAUGGAAAAAGGUCAAACCCACAACGAUGCAGAAAUGCUGGAAAAACUUAUGGCCCAAAGAAAUCAGAGAUGCGUCGACUCAAACGGACGAGGACUCUUUUAUCAUCGAUAAUCUCGAUAUGUCUGUGGGCACUGACGUCACCUUUAAAUCGAUAACUGCAGACGAUCGAGACGUAACCGAGCUAUUGAAUCUCAUGAAAAAAGUCGACGGAUAUGAAGAGAUGGCAGAGUUCGACUGCCUCGAAAAUAUUCGACCGUCAGCUGAGUGCGUUGUGGAACAAAAUGAUACUCAACAAGACGAAAACGAUUUUCAUUACGUCUCGGAAUCUUUUGCUGUUUUAUAUGAAAAUCUUUAA